AUGGAUGAUAAAGAAGAAGAUUAUUCCAGUUUAUCAUUGGAUGAAAGAUUGGUCCAUAAAGUUUGGAAAGUAAGAUUACAGGCAUAUGAUGAAUUGGCAGCAGAAUUUGAAAAGUCACGUAACGAAAAUGAUCCAGUGUUUACCAAUCUUCUGUUAGAUGUACUCAAGAAGAUUAUUUUAGAUUCAAAUGUAGUCGCCCAAGAAGCUGGAUACAAUACAUUUGUCAAGUUUUUAAUUUAUGGAGGAACUGUUUCCAAUGUCAAUAAGUUGAAAAGUUUAGGAAUAGUGGGAUCUAUUUGUGAGAAAGGUUUAUUAUCUACAAGAAAGAAUACCAAAGAAUGGAGUAAUGAAUCCCUUUUGUUAAUGUUGGAAAUCACAAAUGAUCCAAAUUCAAUUGUUGAAGAUAUAUUGCCCUAUUUAACAAAUCGACUUCCAAAAUUAGUCACUGGUUGUGUUGCUGGAUUAGUAUCUAUUUUUGAGAAUUUUGGUUGUAAAAUAAUCUCACCAAAACCUGUCAUUCCUUGUUUGACUAAAUUAUUUGCCCACGCCGAUAAGAAUGUUAGAAAUGAAACUACAAAGUUAACUAUUGAAUUGUACAGAUGGAUGGGUGAUGCUUUGUCGAAUAUCUUAUUCCCCGAUUUGAAGCCAGUGCAACAAAAAGAUUUAACUGCUGCAUUUGAGAAAGAAACUGGUAAACCAGCAACACAAAAGAGAUUGACUAGAAAACAAAAAGAAGAAAUUGAAAGACAAAAAGAAUUAGAAGCUGCUGCUGCUGCUGCUGCUGCUGCCGCCGCCGCUGCCACUACAACCACCGACGGAGAUGAUGUGGAAAUGACUGAUGCUGGUGAUAAUUAUAAUCAAGAAGAAGCACAAGAUUUUGAUCCGUUGGAAUUUGUUGAUCCUGUGGAAGUUUUGAGUAAAUUUCCUUCUGACUUUGAAUCAAGAAUUUCAUCCAGUCUUUGGAAAGAUAGAAAAGCAGUUUUGGAAGAGGUUGUGCCAGUUUUGGAAAAAUCCCCUAAAUUGGUCACUCAUGAUGAUUACUUGCCAGUUUUAAGAAUAUUUGCUAAAUGUAUGAAAGAUGCUAACAUUCAGGUUGUACAAUUGGCUGCCAACUGUAUCGAAUUUAUUGCAAAAGGCUUGGGACACGAGUUUUCCAAAUAUCAAUCAGUAGUGAUAACACCAGUCGUGGAAAGACUCAAAGAAAAGAAACCAUCAGUUGCAACAGCUUUGGAUAAUGUUUUGGAUACCAUUUUUGGUAUAUCAGGUUUCCAUGGCGGGGUUUUAGAAGAAGCAGUAAAUGGUAUGAAAUUAAAAACCCCUCAAAACAAGAUUGCAUCAGCUAAUUUUAUCAAAAGAUGCUUAUCGAAUACCAAAGUGCCACCAAAGACAGCUGAAAUAGAUCUCAUUAUGGAAGGUGGUGUCAAGCUUUUAAGCGAAUCACAGGAGCCAAUUAGACAGGCCGCUACAGAAAUGAUUGGUACAUUGAUGAAAAUCACUGGUCCUCGAGAGUUGAAUGGAUUUCUUGAGAAGGUUGAUGAGAAUAGAAAAUCUAAAAUUAAUGAUUAUUAUGAAAAGAAAGCACAAGUUAAGACUUCAAUAGGUGGUAGCAGAGGAGCAUCCACUGCCCCAGCUUUGAAACCUUCUACGUCAACAUCUUCUAGACCUGCUGCAAGAUCACAACCAAAACCAACAGGUUCUUUUACAACAAUACCAGCUAAACGUUCAGCUUCAUCUCCAGUAAAGCGUGAUGAUGUUAAAACUGGAAGAGGAAUGACAGCUAGAUCAUUAGCCAAGCCAAAUUUGCGUCCUCCAAGUGCAACAGCUGAGGCAUCAUCAACUGCACAAUAUUCAGCUUCUGAUAAUGUUGUACCCCUGCCGCAAUCAGCUGCUUCUUUUGAAGAGAUUACGCUUUUAAAGCAACAAAUUGCUGGUUUACAAGAAGAUAAAAAUAACUUACAGCAUCAACAAGAGUUGAAUUUGAAAUCUAUAAACUCUUUAGAAGAAUCAAACAAGCUUUAUCAAGACAAGAAUGAGUCAUUAAAACGAGAAUUAGAUAAUGAAAAGAGAAAUGCAUUGAUUACGUCCAACCAUAAGGAUACCCAUAUUAACAACUUGAAAUUAGAACUUGAAAAAGCCAACUACAAGAUUAAAGAUUUAGAACAAGAGAGAGAAAUCAGUAGAUUACACCAAUCUAAUCUUGCGUUUGAAAGAAGUAAUAUGAGUAGCAGUCAUUCCAGAAAUAGUUUCUACAAACCAAACACAGCCGCAUCUAAAUUUAUGUCUAGUGAUAUCAGCACUGGUGUCAAGCGAUUAUCUAUUGGUAGCGAGGAGAAUCAAAACUUUGCCAGUGGAAAUGGUAAUGGGUUAUCAACAGGUAAUGGAACUAGCAAUAGCAAUAACAAUAGUAAUCCUAGUACAAUUAUUAAUGCCAAUAGUUUCCGUUCUAGUAUGAGCUAUGGUAGUCCAUCUGUUGUUCCGACAAAUAGUAGAGAGUCAAUGGAUGUUGAUAACGGAGCUGAUUGGAAACGUGCUGCUGAAGUUACUAUGCAAUUAAAGGCAAGAAUUGAAAGAAUGAAAGCUAGAACUCGUGCACCUUUGAAUCUUGAGUAG
Molecule: messenger RNA, 2610 nt
Organism: Candida tropicalis MYA-3404
Lineage: Eukaryota; Fungi; Ascomycota; Pichiomycetes; Serinales; Debaryomycetaceae
Exons: 1
Coding region: 1-2610 (869 amino acids)
Biological process (GO): establishment or maintenance of microtubule cytoskeleton polarity; microtubule polymerization; mitotic spindle organization
Cellular component (GO): spindle pole body; centrosome; kinetochore
Molecular function (GO): microtubule plus end polymerase activity; microtubule plus-end binding
Source: RefSeq, a predicted model, not a curated record